This is a messenger RNA of Phragmites australis (common reed), 2813 nucleotides long. RefSeq names its product protein Rf1, mitochondrial-like. Bases 263 to 2608 code for a protein of 781 amino acids. The record is from RefSeq and is a predicted model, not a curated record. Gene Ontology annotation, molecular function: protein binding. The transcript has 2 exons. Lineage: Eukaryota; Viridiplantae; Streptophyta; Magnoliopsida; Poales; Poaceae.
CUAGGCGUAAGGCAAAGAAAUUGCGCCCUCAGAUCAGGACCCUACGGCCUAGAUCCAUCUCCUCCUCCCGCGCCAUCCCCGCGGCGCCACGCCUCCUCUUCCUUACUGGUGGGGCCAUAACGGCCAUUCGACGUUGACGACAACCGCCGGCGGCGAGCCGGCUUCACCAAAGAUGGUUGCGCUUGCAAUUUCUCCACUAGAGCACGGGGUCGACCUCGUCCGGAGAACAACGUAGCCCAAAUCUCUAACGCAGCAACCAGCAAUGUCGUCCCGCGUCCGCCUCUCCUCCAUCUUCAACGCCGCUGCCACCGGAACCGCCUCCUCGCAGGCGCCUUCGCCACGCGCUUUCCACCUCGUCCUGGCCGCCGCCUCGGAGCGCGCGUGCUCCGGGACGCUUGGCCCGGAGGACGCACACCACCUGUUCGACGAAUUGCUGGGACAGGGCACCCCCGUCCCCGAGCGCGCGCUGAACGGCUUUCUCGCUGCGCUCGCCCGGUCGCCGCCGUCCGCCGCCUGCAGCGACGGACCCGCCCUCGCCGUCGCCCUCUUCAACCGCAUGUCCCGAGGCGCCGGCCCACGGGUGGCCCCUCCAACGGUCUGCACCUACGCCAUCCUCAUCGACUGCUGCUACCGGGCGCGCCGACCAGACCUGGCGCUUGCCUUCUUCGGCCGCCUCCUCAGCACGGGCCUGGUCGUGAAUUUGAUUACCUUCGGCAACCUCCUCAAGGGCCUCUGCGACGCAAGGCGGACAGACCAGGCUGUGGACGUGCUGCUCCGCAGGAUGCCUGAGCUGGGCUGUGUGCCUAAUGUUAUCAUGUACUCAAGAGUUCUUAAGUGCUUAUGCGAUGAUAGGAGGAGUCAGCGGGCGCUUGAGUUACUCCAUUUGAUGGCUGAAGGAAGAACCGGCUGCUCACCCAAUGUGGUUGCGUACAGCACAGUCAUCAACGGCUUCUUCAAGGAGGGCGAAGUUGCUAAAGCAUGUGAUCUCUUUCAUGAGAUGAUGCAUCAGGGAAUUUCACCUGAUGUGGUGACAUACAGCUCCAUUAUUAAUGCACUGUGCAAGGCCAGAGCAAUGGACAAGGCUGAGAUGUUCCUUCAACAAAUGGUUGAUAAAGGUGUUCGACCAGAUAUCGUGAUAUAUACUAACCUAAUCCAUCGAUAUUCCACUUUGGGCCAGUGGAAUGAGGCAGCUAGGGUAUUCAAAGAAAUGACUAGUCGAGGUAUCUUACCAAAUACUUUCACUUGGAACUCAUUCAUGGCUUCCCUUUGCAAGCAUGGAAGAAGCAAAGAAGCUAGAGAUAUAUUUGACUCCAUGGUCGUGAAAGGCCAAAAGCCUGAUAUCGUCUCCUACUCUACUAUGCUUCACGCGUACGCCACAGAAGGAUGUUUAGCUGAUAUCACUAAUCUCUUCAAUUUGAUGGUAGAUGACGGCAUUGUACCUAACCACCAUAUUUUCAAUAUACUGAUUAAUGCGUAUGCUAAACACGGAAUGAUGGAUGACGCUAUGCUUAUCUUUAAAGAUAUGAGGCAGCAGGGAGUGAAGCCUGAUGUGGUCACCUAUUCGACCGUAAUUUCUGCAUUUUGCAGAAUGGGCGGGUUGGAUGAUGCUAUGGACAUAUUUGGUCAGAUGAUUGAUCAGGGUGUACCACCCGACGAAGGUGUUUACCACUGCCUGAUUCAGGGUUUUUGUACCCAUGGUGGUUUGGUGAAAGCCAAGGAAUUGGUUACAGAGAUGAUGAAUAAAGGUAUGCGUCUUGACAUUGGGUUCUUCGGCUCAGUUGUAAAUGACCUUUGCAAAGAAGGAAAGAUGGAGGAUGCAUUGAGAGUACUUGAUGCUAUGGUGUCAGCUGGCAUUGAACCUGAUGUUGUAGUGUAUGGUACACUUGUUAAUGGCUAUUUUAAGAAUGGAAGGAUCGAUGAUGGGCUGGCUCUUUUCAAAGAAAUGUUGCACAAGGGAGUUACGCCCACAACUAUCAUGUAUAACAUCAUACUGGAUGGGUUAUUUCAAUCUGGGAGAAUCACUGCUGCAAAGGAGCAAUAUUGUAAAAUGCUUGAAAGUGGAAUAGCAGUUGGCAACGACACGUACAGUACAGUUCUUAGUGGACUUUGUAAAAAUAAUUGCUUUGACGAAGCAAUUACGAUGUUCAAGGAAUUACGUGCAAUGAACACGAAGUUUGAUACCGUAAAUAUUACUAUUAUGAUUGGUGCAAUGUUCAAAGCUAGGAGAAUAGAAGAAGCUAAGGAUUUGUUUGCUGCUAUCUCAGCCAAUGGGCUGGUGCCUUCUGUUGUGACUUACAGCUUAAUGAUGACAAAUUUGAUAAAAGAAGGGUUGCUGGCAGAGGCUGAUGAUCUCUUUGCAUCAAUGGAGAAGAUUGGAUGUGCUCCUGACUCUCGUCUGCUAAAUGUUGUAGUCAAGGUAUUAUUGGAGAAAGGUGAAAUAAUCAGGGCUGGAACUUAUCUGUCUAAAAUUGAUGAGAAGAAUUUCUCACUUGAAGCUUCAACCACUAAGCUGCUGAUCUCUCUCUUCUCAACGAAAGGGACAUGUCAGAGACACAUAAAACUGCUCCCUGCAAAGUAUCAGUUUAUUGUGGGAGCCAGCCACAGCUGAUACAUUAUAUAUGAGCUUAAACCCCCAGAACACGAUCUUGAGUUUUGUUUGUCACAAGGGAAUAAGGGAUAUUAUCUGCACAAACAUUGAGUUCCUGAUCCUUCAGUUUUGUUCAUGUUUUGUUAACCCACAAGAAUGCCAGAUAGAUGUGAAUAUUCUCUCUUGUUAUGUUUAACACAACCGGUUGCAUUUUCAUGGAUAAUAA